AUGGACUCUAGCGGGGCUGGGACCCCUAGUCCUCAGCCCUCAAGGGCCAAUGGGAAUAUCAACCUGGGACCUUCAGCCAACCCAAAUGCCAGGCCCACUGACUUUGACUUCCUGAAAGUCAUUGGCAAAGGGAGCUACGGGAAGGUCCUGCUGGCCAAGCACAAGUCUGACGGGAUGUUCUAUGCAGUGAAGGUGCUGCAGAAAAAGUCCAUCUUAAAGAAGAAAGAGCAGAACCACAUCAUGGCGGAGCGCAGUGUCCUGCUGAAGAAUGUACAGCACCCCUUCCUGGUGGGCUUACGCUCCUCCUUCCAGACGGCUGAGAAGCUCUACUUCGUGCUCGACUAUGUCAACGGGGGAGAGCUCUUCUUCCACCUGCAGCGGGAACGCCGGUUCCUGGAGCCCCGGGCCCGGUUCUACGCCGCCGAGGUGGCCAGCGCCAUUGGCUACCUGCACUCCCUCAACAUCAUUUACAGGGACCUGAAACCAGAGAACAUUCUCUUGGACUGCGAGGGACACGUGGUGCUGACGGAUUUUGGCCUCUGCAAGGAAGGGGUAGAGCCUGAAGAGACCACAUCCACAUUCUGUGGCACCCCUGAGUACUUAGCUCCAGAAGUGCUUCGUAAAGAGCCUUAUGAUCGGGCAGUGGACUGGUGGUGCUUGGGGGCAGUUCUCUACGAGAUGCUGCAAGGCCUGCCACCAUUCUACAGCCAAGACAUGACCCAGAUGUAUGAGAACAUUCUGUACCAGCCACUACAGAUCCCCGGGGGCCAGACUGUGGCUGCCUGCGACCUCCUGCACGGCCUUCUCCACAAGGACCAGAGGCAGCGGCUGGGCUCCAAAUCAGACUUUCUUGAGAUAAAGAGCCAUGUAUUCUUCAGCCCCAUAAACUGGGAUGACUUGUACCACAAGAGGCUGACUCCACCCUUCAAUCCAAAUGUGGCAGGACCUGCUGACUUGAAACACUUUGACCCCGAGUUCACCCAGGAAGCUGUUUCAAAGUCCAUUGGCUGCACUCCCGACACUGUGGCCAGUAGUUCUGGGGCCUCGAGUGCAUUCCUGGGAUUUUCCUAUGCACCAGAGGAUGAGACCAUCUUGGACUACUAG
Molecule: messenger RNA, 1104 nt
Organism: Mirounga angustirostris (Northern elephant seal)
Lineage: Eukaryota; Metazoa; Chordata; Mammalia; Carnivora; Phocidae
Gene: SGK2
Product: serum/glucocorticoid regulated kinase 2
Exons: 12
Coding region: 1-1104 (367 amino acids)
Biological process (GO): protein phosphorylation
Cellular component (GO): cytoplasm; nucleus
Molecular function (GO): protein serine/threonine kinase activity; ATP binding
Source: RefSeq, a predicted model, not a curated record